CCUUACCACUUACACAAAAAAAUACUCUUCAGAAUAACAUCUCGAGCGUUUCAGCUGAUCCGGAACGCGAAAAAAUUCCGAAUAAAUCAAUCGCUACGCUGAACGGGUUCUGUGUUUGUUUUAAUAAUCUGAGUUCAAAUAAACAGGGGUGGCUCGUUAAGGUGAGGUUAGAAGUGUGGCCAAAGAUCAGCAAGUGCGAGCGGGACUGGCUGAUGAUGUUAGGGGACCGAAGAGGUUUUGACAAUAGGGUUUGAAGCAGAAUGGCGGCGAACGAGCGGUUGAGAAGAUGACACAAGCGAACUAUGUCCGGAAGUCUAUAAAAUGGAACGCAAGAGGUCUGUCAGACGACACCGAAGAUAUGAGAGACCUUUCGCAAAAAAGUGCAAAGAUUUAUGCAGGCAAUUUAUCGCUUUUCUGUUUAGUAAUGUCGGAAUCAUAGGACUUGUGGUUAGUUACACUGUAGCCGGGGCAUUCAUAUUCCGCUUCGUUGAAAAAAGACAUCAAAUGCAAGUAAGACUAGACGUUAUCCGAAUUCGCAACGAAACCGUCUCAAAAUUCUGGAAUAAAACUUUGCAAUUAAACAAUUUUGCCGAAGCCGAGUACAAGAACCAGAUUCGGGACGAACUCAAAGUUUACCAGAAAAUGAUGGUCAAGUUCAUCCAACGUGGAUACGAUGGAGAAAUCUACUCGGAGAAAUGGUCAUUCGCUGGAGCUUUCUUGUAUUCCUUGACCGUCAUAACCACAAUCGGUUAUGGCAACAUAUCUCCUCAUACUUUCGAGGGAAAAUUAACCACCAUAGUUUACGCCAUCAUAGGCAUGCCUCUUUUCCUCUUGUACCUCUCAAAUAUUGGAGACAUAAUGGCUCGGUCAUUUAAGUGGAUCUAUGCCAAUUGUUGUCUCUGCAGAUGGUGUCCAGGUGUGGCGAAACGUCGCGCCGAGCGCAAAAGACUGCGAGAGCAGUUACGCGGAGAAUAUGAAGAAGGCGUUGAAGAAGAAGAAGAAGAAAAUCAGAUUGAAUACGGCGAGAAUUUUGAUGCGUUCUAUAGGCAAAGAGCAUCAAUUGUUAGUGCAAUGAGUGGAGAAGGAACGGAUGCCGAAAGUGAAGAGUCGUAUGACGUGCAGACUGUUACUGUUCCUGUAACUAUUUGUCUUGUCAUUAUGGUGGGGUACAUAUGCGGCGGCGCCCUUUUGUUUUGUAAAUGGGAAGACUGGGAAUUCAUGGAUGCUUUCUAUUUCUGCUUCAUAUCCUUAAGCACCAUCGGCUUCGGGGAUUUAGUCCCCGGCGACAAGAUUUACCGGCGCGGAGACGGCACAGACCUGGUAGACGAAGUCCUCGAAUUAAGUUUCAUAUUUUGCUCCAUGUAUCUGAUGCUGGGAAUGGCGCUGAUCGCCAUGUGCUUCAACUUAAUGCAGGAGGAGGUCAUACAUAAAAUAAGGACGACCGUGAGAACUGUCAAGUACAUCUUACGCUGUGACAGAUGACGGUGACGUUGCGCUGAUACAAAAAUUCCCAGACGUCCAGGACCAAUCCAAUCGACGGGAAUGUCUUCGCGAAAUAGGAAUUCAGUAAGACGUGGACUCCGUGGAAUUCAAGGACCCAUUCCGUUUCCCAAAUUCGGUUAGUGUUGCCCAGUUUGUUGACUAUGUUAUGUUUGUUGAGUCUUUGUUGGCAAGUAAAGGUGUUUUUAUUUCUUCAAAAGCA
Zophobas morio is the source of this 1702-nucleotide messenger RNA. RefSeq names its product potassium channel subfamily K member 9 (gene sand). The transcript has 8 exons. Gene Ontology annotation, cellular component: plasma membrane. NCBI's taxonomy places the organism in Eukaryota, Metazoa, Arthropoda, Insecta, Coleoptera, Tenebrionidae. The coding region runs from base 322 to 1482 and encodes 386 amino acids. Gene Ontology annotation, biological process: potassium ion transmembrane transport; stabilization of membrane potential. The record is from RefSeq and is a predicted model, not a curated record. Gene Ontology annotation, molecular function: potassium ion leak channel activity; outward rectifier potassium channel activity.